UAUUGAGGAAAAAACACUGGGUACACGCCGCUAGAAGCUCCUGGAGAAUUUUGUGUUCCACAGUCUCCGAAGAAAAAUUGGGCAGGGGUUCGUCCGCUCAUUGCCACGUUUUCGAGGCAGUGGAAAACAAGAGUUGGGACAUGGACAGCCGCUUGCAGGAGAUCCGGGAGCGGCAGAAGUUACGGCGACAGCUUCUCGCGCAGCAGUUGGGAGCUGAAAGUGCUGACAGUAUUGGUGCUGUGUUAAAUAGCAAAGAUGAGCAGAGAGAAAUUGCUGAAACAAGAGAAACUUGCAGGGCUUCCUAUGAUACCUCUGCUCCAAAUGCAAAACGUAAGUAUCAGGAUGAAGGAGAGACAGAUGAAGACAAAAUGGAAGAAUAUAAGGAUGAAUUAGAACUGCAACAGGAGGAAGAGAAUUUGCCAUAUGAAGAAGAGAUUUACAAAGAUUCUAGUACUUUUCUUAAGGGAACACAGAGUUUAAAUCCCCAUAAUGAUUACUGCCAACAUUUUGUAGACACCGGACAUAGACCUCAAAAUUUCAUCAGAGAUGUAGGUUUGGCUGACAGAUUUGAAGAAUACCCUAAACUGAGGGAGCUCAUCAGGCUGAAGGAUGAGCUAAUAGCUAAAUCUAACACUCCUCCUAUGUACUUACAAGCAGAUAUAGAAGCCUUUGACAUCAGAGAACUAACACCCAAAUUUGAUGUGAUUCUUCUUGAACCCCCUUUAGAAGAAUAUUACAGAGAGACUGGCAUCACUGCUAACGAAAAAUGCUGGACUUGGGAUGAUAUCAUGAAGUUAGAAAUUGAUGAGAUUGCAGCACCUCGAUCAUUUAUUUUUCUCUGGUGUGGUUCUGGGGAGGGAUUGGACCUUGGAAGAGUGUGUUUACGCAAGUGGGGUUACAGAAGAUGUGAAGACAUUUGUUGGAUUAAAACCAAUAAAAACAAUCCUGGGAAGACUAAGACUUUAGAUCCAAAGGCUGUCUUCCAGAGAACAAAGGAACACUGCCUUAUGGGGAUCAAAGGAACUGUUAAGCGUAGCACAGACGGGGACUUCAUUCAUGCUAAUGUUGACAUUGACUUGAUUAUCACAGAAGAACCUGAAAUUGGCAAUAUAGAAAAGCCUGUAGAAAUUUUUCAUAUAAUUGAACAUUUUUGUCUUGGUAGAAGACGCCUUCAUUUAUUUGGAAGAGAUAGUACAAUUCGACCAGGCUGGCUUACAGUUGGACCAACUCUUACAAAUAGCAACUACAAUGCAGAAACGUAUGCAUCCUACUUCAGUACCCCAAAUUCCUACUUGACUGGAUGUACAGAAGAAAUUGAGAGACUUCGACCAAAAUCACCUCCUCCCAAAUCUAAAUCUGAUCGGGGAGGUGGAGCUCCCAGAGGAGGAGGAAGAGGUGGGACUUCUGCUGGCCGCGGGCGAGAAAGAAAUCGAUCUAACUUCCGAGGAGAAAGAGGUGGUUUCAGGGGAGGCCGUGGAGGAGCACACAGAGGUGGCUUUCCACCUCGAUAGUUUUUAGGACAGUGAUCCUAUUAAUGCCCCUUCACCUUCUUUCUGAUAGUAGGAAUUUCAACUGGGAGACGUUGUUUAGAACUCUGUUCCAACUUGCACUUUGCUUUAGUUUCUCCAAGCUGCAGGAAUAUUUUAGGCAAACUCCCUUGCAGUUGUCACUGUCUGGUUUUGUCCAGAAUAAAUGAAGUCAUCCUGUCUUUUGUCAUGUGCAUGUAACCGAACAGAAUGGAACAACACAAAUACUUUCACUUUCAGAGACAGAAUUUAUUCUGAUAUAUUUCAACUAAUUACAAAGGCUUUUGCUUUUUAGAAAUAAAGUGAGCAGUGAAGAAGACCCAAUCUGGAGUAUCAUACUAGUGCUGACGGUAGUUGAUAAUGGGCAUCCUGCCACUGCUGUCACAGCAAAAGGGAAACUGUUUGACAGCCUUGAUGGAAUGGAGUUGGGACAGAUGGUAAACUUCUCUUAGGCUUUUAAUAUUUUCUUGUUGAAACAAUAAAAAGAGACUUCUUUUUUUUUUUCUUUAUGAAAAAUUUUAAACUCAUAUAAUUUGACCAUAGAAGAAAUUGAGAGACUUAGAACAAAAUCACGUCCUCCCAAAUCUAAAUCUGAUUGGGGAGGUGGAGCUCCCAGGGGUCGGAAGGGAAGAGGUAGAACCUAGUAGGCAGACUUUACAAAGAGAAAAAAAAAAACUCAUUAUAAUCUCAGUUGUGCAGCUAUUGAUGACUGUUAAUAAUACUUGCAAAAAAACAAGGACAAAUAUCCAAGUGCUAGAACUUUGGUAUGGACUUGAUCUUGGAUUGACUUUCAAAGCAGUUUCAUAUUCCUUAACAAAAUAAAAGAAUUGGAUGCAACAGAGACACCUGUUUAUCAGGUACUUGGUUUAAACAUUUUGGGGAAUAAAGUACGUGGUGAUGAGGAAAUGACAUGCAUCUUUAAACUUGUUAUGGAGAAAACUUAAUGUAAAACCCAAUUACAGAAGACCCUCGACUUAAGAAGAGAGCUUGGAAAAUGGAACUGCAGUUGCCUUUUAAGGGACUGGUUUCCCAGAUCAGUUAGUUAUAUGAGACUUUAUGUUGUCAUUUCUCUUUCUGUACUGUAACCCAUGUUUUAAAUGAAUUUGCUGAAUGAAAUAAUGCCAUUAUUGUUCUUGAUAAAUCUAUUUUUUAUUUUGUGUAUGAUUUUUCUAAUGAAACUUUAAACCUUUGAAA
Messenger RNA from Lagenorhynchus albirostris (white-beaked dolphin), 2720 nucleotides. It is a transcript of the gene METTL14, whose product is annotated as methyltransferase 14, N6-adenosine-methyltransferase subunit. The transcript is spliced from 11 exons. The record is from RefSeq and is a predicted model, not a curated record. Gene Ontology annotation, molecular function: mRNA binding. Gene Ontology annotation, cellular component: nucleus; RNA N6-methyladenosine methyltransferase complex. Bases 141 to 1511 code for a protein of 456 amino acids. Lineage: Eukaryota; Metazoa; Chordata; Mammalia; Artiodactyla; Delphinidae.